Molecule: messenger RNA, 1170 nt
Organism: Gastrolobium bilobum
Lineage: Eukaryota; Viridiplantae; Streptophyta; Magnoliopsida; Fabales; Fabaceae
Product: PRA1 family protein F3-like
Exons: 1
Coding region: 383-937 (184 amino acids)
Biological process (GO): vesicle-mediated transport
Cellular component (GO): endoplasmic reticulum; Golgi apparatus
Source: RefSeq, a predicted model, not a curated record
UUGUUUCCUCACUAAACUACUCAAUACCUCUAUGGAGAGAUCUACGGUUUUUCACCUCUUGAAGCGUGAAAUUGCUUUAGUUAGCAUUACAACCAAAUGAAAGAAACACUAAUUAAAUGUCGUCACUCGUUUGGAAACUACAUAUCAAUCAUCAACAACACCACCACGAAACCACGAGAUGUAAAUUCAAAAAGUGAGACUCAAAUAUUGUUAAUUUCCAAUUUGCAUGACGAACCCCACAAGCACCUUAUAAUUAAUUAAUUAAUUAAUAAAAUUCCCCUUCUAUUAAUCUCAUUCCCCACUGUGAAAAUCGUCGUCAACAUUAACAUCAGCACAAACACAACUUGUUUGGUUCUCUUCCUCGUCUUCGCAGUUCGCAACCAUGACCACCUACGGAACAAUCCCAACCUCGUCUUCACCGUCCACGAACCUCGAGUUCAUCUCACGCGCCAAACAAAGGAUCAAAACCGGGUUGGGCACUCGCCGGCCAUGGAAGAUCAUGUUCAAUCUCCGAUCGUUCGGUCUUCCCGGCGGCGUCUCCGACGCAAUCUCGCGAAUUCGGGUGAACAUCGGGUACUUCCAGAUGAACUACGCUAUAAUCAUGCUUCUGGUGCUGUUCCUGAGCCUCCUAUGGCACCCAAUAUCGCUCAUCGUGUUCAUUGUCCUCAUGGGCGCGUGGCUCUUCCUCUAUUUCCUCCGCGACGAGCCGCUCGUCGUCGCCGGCCGCCUCAUCAGCGAUCGCGUCGUGCUGAUCGUGAUGGCGUUGCUCACCGUCGUGCUGCUGCUGUUAACCGGCGCCACGCUCAACAUCCUGGUGGCGAUCCUCAUCGGAGCGGUGUUGGUGGUGGCGCACGCCGCCGUGAGGAAGACGGAUGAUUUGUUCUUGGACGAAGAAGAAGCUGCUGGGUUGACUCCUGCAGGUGUUGCUGCAUCUUGAUUCUAAUCUUCUUCCUCUUCCUCUUCUUGAUUAUCUUGUUGAUGUUCUUUUAUUUUACUGUGUUUUUAGUAAAUAAUUUUAGGUUUGGUUGGUUUUCUUUUAGUUUAUGAUUUUGCCUUUUUGUGAAGGAAGUUGUUACGAUUCUUCGUAUUGGGUGUCGGUGAUUUUUUUUGGUGUUGUUGGUUACAUCAUUUUUUUUUUCUUUUAUAUAACACUUUGAUUCCCACUUUGAA